CCCCGUUGACAUGUCGCCACGGCAACGACGCGCCGCUGGCACUUUCUGUUUAUUAGCAGUUAGCGAGCUAAAGAGCCAAAGAGUUAGCGAGUGACAUGCUCACUGUCUGACUGUGUUUGCGACCUGAGCCGAGACUCUAAGGGGACAACAUGUCGGACAUAUUGUGCCGGUGGCUCAACCAGGAGCUGCGACUGUCAAAAGCUGUCGAGCCACAGAGUUUUGCCAAGGAUUUUUCUACUGGUUACUUGAUUGGGGAGGUUCUGCAUAAAUAUCAGUUGCAGAGUGAUUUCACUAUGUUUAUGAGGAAAGACACCUCCAUCUCCAAACUGAAUAAUUUUACCCGCCUUGAGCCUACUCUUCAGUUACUGGGGAUCUCCUUCGACACAAACACAGUUCAGGGACUGAUGCAGGAGAAGCAAGGAGUUGCCACACACCUCCUUUACCAACUCUACAUCUCACUUGAAAAGAAGAAGAGAGCAGAAAUUACUGGGACAAUGAUGGAAAUCAUGCAGCCAGCAGCCAAUGCAGGCCUGCACAAGAAGGAGCAUGACAUCUACUCUGAUCGACUGCAUCAGGUGGUGAAACGUGAUGCAGAGCUGAAGCUGCAGAAAAUUUCGUGGCACUAUCAGGCAAAAUACGAGCAACUGAACUAUACGCCUGUCAUGACCCAUCCCAUCCAGCCAAAGAGACCACUCAAAGUCCAGGAUGAGAAGAGAACAAAGAAUAUUGACAAGUUUCGUGGAUAUCGCCAGAAGCACAGUGGUAAUUUGACUUAUAACCACGCCACCGUUAUGCCAGUACCCAAGCCACCGCCUUACGCUUCACAGCUCAACAUAAAGACGAGACGACAGCACCAGCAAUGUACACAACAAGCACAGGCAGUCCAGGCUCAAAUAGCUCAGUUUGAGACAAGCAGAAAGAAACUGGUCACUUCUGGUUUUGGUUCCUCUUCAAGUGGUCAGCCUGUCACUGGAGUUUUUCCCAGUAGUGGCAGCAGCUAUGGCACUGAGGCCCAUGAAAGUGGAAAUAAGCUGAAACUAAAGUCUGAUAGCCAGUACAUACAGGAGAUCCGACAGAGGCUGAAGGAGAAUGCUAUCUCUCGGGAGCAGAGAGAGAAAAGACGAGACAGGUUCCUGGUGGAGCAGCUCAAGGCCCAUGAAGCUCAAGAGGAAGCACGGAGAGAGGAGCAGUUGGUCAAGCAUCUGACGCGUCAGACUCAGCAGGAGCAGCGUUUGGCAUCUCAGCUCCUUCAGAUGCGUAUGCAGAAGGAGGUGAUCCGGCAGAACCGCGUGUUCAGAGAGCAGCAGUUCCAGCAGCGGCGAGAGCGGGACUUCCAGGAGGCUCUGGAGAGGGAGGCGGCUUUGGUUCAACAGGCUAAGUUGGACCGCGCAGAAGAGAUCAAAAAGGAGCUUGAAUUCUUGGACAGGGUCGCUGCUGAGCGAGCUCAGAGCAGAUACAAGAAGCACUUUAGGGGCUGCAAGGACAUUUUGGAACAGAUAGUGGACUUGGCUACCAAGACUGGAGAAUAUCGUCUGAUCACUGCGAAUCGGAUUCCAGAGAAGCUGACAAGAGAGUGGAAGGAAUUGCUGUUCAGUGGUAUUCCUCUCUAUGAGCCGAUCAUGGGCCAGCAGCCCGGCUUUGAGUUCUCUACCUCACUAGAUCCUGUAGAGCUUGAGAAGCAGGAGAUACUCAACAACCAGGACUAUGAUGAGUACACUAAUAUGGUCGGAGAGUGGGUCUGGCCAGAGAAAGCAGGGGAGACCAAAUCACCCCCAAGCAACAACAGCAUUCUUGGACAUGUUGUUCUGCGACUGAGGAACAUUGUGCAUCCACCCAUCGUGAAAGCCACCUCGCUCUCAUUUCCUCACUUUACUGUCAAAGCCUGUGUCCUGGGCAAGUUCUGUUCCGGCAAGACCACCUGUCUGGCCAAGAUUGCUGAAGCCAAUGGCAUCUGUGUCUUAUCAGCUGACACGCUGAUUGAGGAGGCGCUGAAUGCUUAUCAUAAAGAAAAGAAGGUCACAGAGCAGCAGGGGGAAACAGACGAGCCACUGCUCAGCUCCUCCACAUCAGUGAAAUCUGACCGUGACACUCAAGAAGAAAAUGGAGAUAGCAAUGAGAGAGUAAAGCUGUCUACAAGGGCCGUGCAGGGAGCAGCUGCAGAAAAAGAGCUGAGAAGAGGAAACCCCAUUCCUAAUGAGCUGUUAGUAGAUAUUAUAGUGGAGGCGAUCAAGCAGGUCCCAGCUCAGUCAGGUUGGAUCCUGGAUGGCUUUCCAGUGGACAUCAACCAAGCCUACCUGCUAGAGAAAGCCCUGGGUGGAGCUGUAGACAUAGGGAGUGGGGUGGAAAGCAGCAGGGCGGACCUUGCUGUUGAUCCUUAUCCACCCAAACCUUUGCCUCCCCAAAAUCCUGUGUUAGACGUGGUUUUGCUGCUUGAUAUCCCUGAUGAGGCUGUGGCCGGACGUGCAUUCGCUCACACUGAUACAAGCUCCCCUUCCACAGACAAAAAUGUGUAUCUGGCACAGAUUCCACACAGGAUCAAAGCUUUUCAGGACACCUGGCUAAAACUUGAGAAAUGGUUUGGUGGAAAGCAAAACAUUUUGGUUCGUGUUGAUGCCAGUGUAGUCAAGGAGGAGCUUUACAAGAAGGUGGAGUCCGUCCUGCAGCAGGUUAUGAUGCAAAUGCAGCAGGCUCCUGCCACUUCUCCUGUGGAAGAGGUGUCAGAAAAUGGGAAAGCUCCAGACUCCUCCCCAAAAGGAACUCCUCUACCUGUAGACCAACCUCCACCGCUCACUGAUGAAGCCCCUGGCCCUACAGAGUCCCCCACAAAUCCACCUGCAUCUGCUUCACCCUGCCCUGUUUCAUCCAGCUGGGUCUAUGUGGAUCAACCUCUUCCUCUGGAAAUCUCAGAGUACUUGUGCACCCACUGGGAAACAGUGUGUGAUUCUUAUGUCAACAACAUAAAGACAGUGAUGCAACAGCUGCGCUCACAAAACAUUGUUAUUAGCCAUCACCUGUUCAACCUCAGAGAGGAGUUCCAGCAUUAUCUAAAGCGUCCAGACAUGAUGCAGGAGUUAGUGACUCAUUGGCAGAAGGACUUCAACAACAUUUCUGAUGAUAUGAGAGAAGAUGACGAAACAAAAGCAGAGCUACAUCUGAGACUCGAUGAACUGCGUGAACGUUUGUGGGACAUGAGUGACAAACGCAAAGAGCGGGACGAGCAGGAGAGGGAUGCUCUCAUGUAUAACGGCUGGCUGGAGGAACAUACUGCCAUACUCAUCAACCACCAUUCUACUCUCAUGCAGGUGGAGUUGGACCGCUUCCAGGAGACCCUCUGUAUUCUUAGGAUCUACUAUGUGAACAUGUACAAACAGGUGGGGCCUGAGCCACUAUCUGACUUAGUCUGUAUCCCUUUACUGGGCAUCGAAGAAGAUAAGGAUCAGGACAAGAGUGCUGAACCAGCAGACACAAGUGGGUGUGUUCAGCUGGAUGACAGAGAGGAAAGGAGAAAAACUAAACUUAUUCCCUUCCUCUCCAAACAUCCUGAUUCCUCAGAAAGGGCCCCCAAGACACAAGGCGUGGGUCAGACUCAACUGGUCAAGCCAUCCGCCGAGAAACUCAUCUCUGACUAUGAGGAGGCACUCAGAGCCAUCAGCAAAUUGGUGUCAGCAGAAGGCCACCAGGGGGAGACAAAAGAGCAGAAGGACAGACUACAAGAAAAGGAGUCCACUGCAAGUGCAAGCAAAAAAGGAAAAGGAAAACAAUCACAGAAAAAACAGAAAGCUCCAACAUCCACACCUCCUUCACCCAGUCCUGUACCUGCUGAAGACUCUCAUGAUCAGUCAGUCAGAGACAAAAUACAAAAAGAAUAUGCAGCUGCGCUGGAGCAUGAGGAGAAUGCAGCGAAAGUCCGCAUUGCGCUGGUGAAAGGUCAUGGUCUGGUUAUGGUGCAAACAAUGCAAAACAGAGCAGAACAGGUCUUUAGCAAAAUGGAGAAGUGGUUAGAAGCCUAUUAUCUUUCAGAAAUGAAGAGUAUUGACCAAUUAGCAGAAGUAGUUCACCAUCACAUCGAGGCUGGUGCUAAGUUGAGGAAUGAGCUGGUGCUGGAAAGUACUGACUUCUGUCUGAAUGGAGACUGCUACAUGGUGGCCAGCCCGACUCCCCCUCCACAUCCACCUCUUUUGGAGAAAGCCACACUGUCCACGCCAACCAUCAAGCAGCUGGAGUCACUCCACCAUCAGCUAUGCAGCAUUGCUCCAUCAGGCCUCAUGUCCAGUUGUGAGUUUUCCAAUUUGCUCAGGGACAUCACCUCUGUUAACAUGGGCAGAGACGUCUUGCCUGAGGCCUGGAUCAACAUAGAUGAAAGACAGCUGACGGAGAUUGUGUCUAUGUUAAUGGACCAAUAUGACCUCAUAGACUGGCGUCGGUUUCUGCUCAGUGCUGCCCUCCCUUGGCCUUUUCCCUCCAUACCACAGCUGCUGGCUGUGCUAAAACGUUUCAAGGAAGCAGAUACUGGCAACACAGGCUAUAUAAACAUGGAACAGUACCUACAGACGGAGUUGUGGUUUUCUGGUGACAGUGUCAAACCUGCCCCUGAGGACCCAGCUGAGCCUCUACCUUAUGACCGUCUGGCCAACUUACGCAAGUUCUUUUUCCAGUUAUUUGCGGAUCACUCUUCCUCUCCCCCUCGAUUGGACUAUGUGUCGAUGCUGCAGUACUUUGCAGCCGACCCUAACCCCCAAGAGGGCUUCUUUAGAGCACUGAGCGUGGUGCUGGGACAGCAUGUGGGAGAACACACCUCACAGGGUCAUCUUGUCAAGUCUAUGCCCAGUAUAGAAGAGCCUACAGAGCUCAGCCCCUCAGAACCCGACGAAGAGACAUCCAGUCCAUUGGCAGAUCCGGGCGUGUCCAUUCCUGCUCUCCUUUCUGUCAUCUGCCACAAAGUCACCAAGAUGAAAGACACCAACGUGCUUCCUCCAGGCUGUCUGAGUGAAGAGCAACUGGUCCAUCUUUUUUCUGAGCACGGCUACACACCUGAGAGCUGCGUCCCCUUCUCCAUUCUGUCUCAGCAUUUCAUCCAGAGCCUGAUGAAGAUGUCAACACACCAUCAGCUCGUAAACAUUCAUGGAGUGCUACAGGCCCAUCAGAGUGAAGAAGAGGCUUACAGCUCUGGAUGAGACAUACACAGUACAUAUGCAUGCUGCUGUCUGUACCGUGAUGAGAUCUCUCACUAAUGCAGACAUUGUUACUUUUGCCAUCUUUAAACAAUCUCCUGACUUUUACAUUUGAAACAUUUGCUGUCAGCUGUAUUGCUCACUUCAGUAUUGAAUAAUUCAAUUUUCAACCAUUACUUACCACAGUUUGUAGAAACAUCAUCAACUGAUGGUGGUCGAAGUGACAACAUAAUUGAAAAUGACAACAGUAACAUUAAUGAUGGCGAGAUUGACCCUUUCCUCACUUUUUUUUCUUUUCCUGAUACACUCCAGCAGUUUUUCUGUCUCACUUGUUUGUCUAAUGACCUCUCUGACACAGAAAAGCAUUGGUCGCAGCUACAAUGAGUGCAUUGUCCAGGAUAACCUACAUGUCAAGCCUGACUUACCAGCAACUGCCUGCCAGGGCACCCGCAACCCUAUGUCAGCCCAUUCUACACUGAUGUGUCAUGGUAGCGUCUGUAUUCAACAGUCACCGGUGUCUGUCCUCCUAUUUGAGUUAACGUGUACACUGUUUAAAAUAAAUAAAAAGCGGCAUA
Messenger RNA from Paralichthys olivaceus (Japanese flounder), 5746 nucleotides. RefSeq names its product sperm flagellar 2 (gene spef2). The record is from RefSeq and is a predicted model, not a curated record. Lineage: Eukaryota; Metazoa; Chordata; Actinopteri; Pleuronectiformes; Paralichthyidae. Gene Ontology annotation, biological process: sperm axoneme assembly. Gene Ontology annotation, molecular function: protein binding. Gene Ontology annotation, cellular component: sperm midpiece; manchette.